Molecule: messenger RNA, 2391 nt
Organism: Physeter macrocephalus (sperm whale)
Lineage: Eukaryota; Metazoa; Chordata; Mammalia; Artiodactyla; Physeteridae
Gene: CPO
Product: carboxypeptidase O
Biological process (GO): proteolysis
Molecular function (GO): zinc ion binding; metallocarboxypeptidase activity
Source: RefSeq, a predicted model, not a curated record
GAGGAGAAAAAAAAUCAAAUAGUUUUCCACUAUUAAAAAAAGUUUUUUGCAGACAUGAUGGAGUUAAUGAAGCAACUGCUCACAUACUAUUUCUGCUGAGACAUCCACUAACUGAUUUAUCUUAUCUUGAUUGUGGAAGCCUAUGCCCUUAUGCUUCUCAGAGACACAUGACCUGCAGGAGAAGCACAGGAUUUUCUAGCUCUCUUUGCAGAAGAAUGAAGCCUCUGCUUGGAAGCUUGUACCUCCUGGGGAUGCUACUUCCUGGGGAGCUGGGAUAUGAUAGAUCUGUAGCACAACAGAGACAAGAAGCUGUGGAUAAGGUAGUGAGUCCAUGGAGGAUCCUGGAGACAUAUUCCUAUAACGGACACCACCCCAUGGGGGAGAUGAGCUUGGACACGUUGAUCUGUCAGUGGAUGAGUGAGAUAAGGGAGAAGUACACGGAAGUGGUGACAUAGCAUUUCCUAGGAAUGACCUAUGAGAGCCGGCCCAUGUACUAUUUGAAGAUCAGCCAACCAUCCAAUAACCCCAAGAAGAUUAUCUGGAUGGACUGUGGAAUUCAUGCCAGGGAAUGGAUUGCCCCUGCUUUUUGCCAGUGGUCUGUGAAAGAAUAAAUUCUACAGAACUAUGAAGACAACUCAAGGAUAAGGAGUCUCCUUAAAAACCUGGACUUCUAUGUGCUUCCGGUUCUUAACAUAGAUGGUUACAUCUAUACUUGGACAACCGAUCGGCUUUGGAGGAAAUCCCGUUCAUCCCAUAAUAAUGGCGUGUGUUUUGGGACAGAUCUCAAUAGAAAUCUCGAUGCAUCCUGGUGUAGUAUCGGUGCAUCUCACAACUGCCAAGAUUUAACAUUCUGUGGGACGGGACCCAUGUCUGAACCAGAGACUAAAGUUGUUUCCAGCUUUAUCGAGAGCAAGAAGGAGAAAAUUGCCUGCUCCCUGACCAUGCACUCUUACGGGCAGCUCAUCUUUGUGCCUUAUGGCUACACCAAAAAUAAAUCAAGUAACCAUGAAGAACUGAUCCAAGUUGGACAGAAGGCAGCAAAUGCAUUGAAAGCAAAGCAUGGAACCAAUUAUAGAGUUGGAUCUAGUGCAGAUAUUUUAUAUGCCACUUCAGAGUCUUCAUGACACUGGGCUUGGGACAUUGGGAUCCCCUUCUCAUGUGCAUUUGAGCUGAGGGACAAUGGUACAUAUGGGUUUGUCCUGACAGAAACUCAAAUUCAGGCCACCUGCGAGGAAACCAUGGAGGCUGUGCUUUCAGUCCUGGAUGAUGUGUAUGAGAAAUACUGGUAUUCAAACAGUGCUGGGAAGGUGACAUCUACUGCUGUGGCGCUGAGCUUGCUGAUGUCCUUCAUGUUUCUUCUGUAGGUGCAUCCUACCUAGGCCUGCUCAGCCCCAGUGACGUGGAUAUGGCUGCAUGAAAGGUGUUUGAGGCUAUGGAGGAACCAAAUAAUUUAACUAGAAAUACUUUCUAUUUCAAAAAAGAUCAAUCAUCUUUGCAUUUUAAUGUUUGUUCUGCUGGUAAUUAAUUGUUAUUACUUUAGUAGACUUUAAUAUUAGUUAGUUAUUGGUACAAUAAUGCCACAAACCAAACCACUCUACAAUUCAGUGACUCACAAAUCUAUAGGUCAGCUAGGAAGUUCUGCUGAUCUUGGCUGCACUCACUUAUAUAUCUGUGGUUUGUUUCAGGGCAGCUGCCCCAGAGUCUAAAAGUUUUUUCCCAUCUAAACUCUUUGAAAAUUUUGCUCAUGCCUGUGACCCAAGUUCACACUUAAUUUUGUGUAAUCGCGUUAGUAGUGGCAUUCAGAAGAUGAAGUUAUAUAAUCUCUCUAUAUAGCUGUUGCUGGUUUUAUUUAUUUAUUUAAUGUUUUAUUUAUUUAAAAAAUUUUUUUUGAGAAUCUACAAGGUACAUUUUGCUAGGCUCUGGGGUUACAAUGGUGAAUAAGGUAGACAUGGUCCCUGUUCCCCUGGAAUUUCUGUUCCAGUGGGUGAGAUUGAUUGGAAUGGACCCUGUUGCAUACCAGACAAAUCUCAUCUCUGGGGAGCCAUAAUAAUCAAGAACACAAAUAUAUAAACUAAACCUUGCAUCUUGUGACAGGGGCUAUGAGAGAAAUAAAGAGUAAGUAGAGAGGGAAGCAAGGGCCAGAUUGUAUGUUUCUGGGUACACAGGUGUUUAAUUGGGCCAUAUUGUCUAUUACACUUUACGUGCUCUUCAGGUAGCAUCUAUGACUGUCAUUUCCUAUGUAUCUCUAUGUGACACCUUGAAAUGAUGCUAAGCACUUGUCAGGCUUUGAACAAAUGUUGUCGCUGUAACCAGCUGACAGGGUAUCCUUGGGUGUUCAGUCACCCGUUUCCGAAUUUCCUUGUUGAUCACAGUCACAAUACACUUCUUGGU